CCCCCCGCCCCCUCCGCCGCGUGACGUCAGCCUCGCGUCACAUCCGGCGCGGCGUGGCGCGAUAGGAAGCGGUAGCAGCGGCGGCAGGGGCAGCAGAGUCUGCGGAGUGUGGAAGUGGUGGCAGCAGGCCUUCCGUGAGCGGUGGUGACGGCGGCUCAAGAUGUCGAUCGAAAUCGAGUCCUCCGACGUGAUCCGGCUGAUCAUGCAGUACCUGAAGGAGAACAGCCUCCACCGGGCCCUCGCCACCCUGCAGGAGGAAACCACCGUGUCCCUCAACACCGUGGACAGUAUCGAGAGCUUUGUGGCUGACAUCAACAGCGGGCACUGGGACACAGUGCUGCAAGCCAUACAGUCGCUGAAGCUGCCCGACAAGACCCUCAUUGAUCUCUAUGAGCAGGUUGUGUUGGAGUUGAUUGAGCUCCGGGAACUAGGGGCUGCCAGGUCUCUCCUGAGACAAACAGAUCCCAUGAUCAUGCUGAAACAAACUCAGCCAGAGCGGUACAUCCACCUCGAAAACCUUCUGGCCAGGUCUUACUUUGAUCCGCGUGAGGCGUACCCAGAUGGAAGUAGCAAAGAGAAGCGGAGAGCUGCUAUUGCUCAAGCUUUAGCUGGAGAAGUCAGCGUGGUACCUCCAUCUCGUCUUAUGGCCUUGUUGGGGCAGGCACUGAAAUGGCAGCAGCAUCAGGGUCUGCUUCCUCCUGGCAUGACAAUCGACUUGUUCAGAGGAAAAGCAGCUGUGAAAGAUGUAGAAGAAGAAAAGUUCCCCACACAGCUGAGCAGGCAUAUUAAGUUUGGGCAGAAGUCGCAUGUGGAAUGUGCUCGGUUUUCGCCUGAUGGACAGUAUCUGGUUACUGGCUCUGUUGAUGGUUUCAUUGAAGUGUGGAACUUCACUACUGGAAAGAUCAGAAAAGAUCUGAAGUACCAGGCACAAGAUAAUUUUAUGAUGAUGGAUGAUGCAGUGCUGUGUAUGUGCUUUAGCAGAGAUACAGAAAUGCUGGCAACCGGAGCACAAGAUGGAAAGAUCAAGGUGUGGAAAAUCCAGAGCGGGCAGUGUCUGAGAAGAUUUGAACGAGCACACAGUAAAGGUGUUACAUGCCUCAGUUUCUCUAAAGACAGCAGCCAAAUUCUUAGUGCUUCUUUUGAUCAGACAAUCAGGAUUCAUGGUUUAAAAUCUGGAAAAACUUUAAAGGAAUUCCGUGGUCAUUCUUCCUUCGUCAAUGAAGCUACUUUUACCCAGGACGGCCACUACAUUAUCAGUGCAUCCUCUGAUGGCACAGUGAAGGUUUGGAACGUAAAGACGACAGAGUGCUCAAACACCUUCAAAUCUCUUGGCAGCACUGCUGGGACUGACAUUACUGUGAACAGUGUCAUUCUGCUGCCUAAAAACCCAGAACACUUUGUUGUUUGCAACAGAUCAAAUACGGUCGUCAUCAUGAAUAUGCAAGGACAAAUUGUAAGAAGUUUCAGCUCUGGUAAGAGAGAAGGUGGUGACUUUGUCUGCUGUGCGCUUUCACCACGUGGUGAAUGGAUCUACUGUGUUGGUGAAGAUUUUGUGCUCUAUUGCUUUAGCACAGUGACCGGCAAGCUGGAGCGAACUCUGACUGUUCAUGAAAAAGAUGUCAUUGGCAUUGCUCACCACCCCCACCAGAACCUGAUUGCCACUUACAGUGAGGAUGGCCUGCUCAAGCUCUGGAAGCCAUAGCUUGAUUUUACAACGAACUAUGAAGUGUACCUGUUAGUUGCAGGUUAUUGAUGUUUGUGCUCUAACAAGGUCUAAAUGCACAGAGUGUGAUAUUUGCUUGAUUUUCAGUUCAGGUUUCCAGAGAAUGACAUUUUUACUCCUUGGUCUAAAGUUAGGUAGAUUGAUGCCUAAAUACAGCAUCAGAUAAUUUCAAAUACUUUUAUUUUUAUCAGAGUAGCUGAAGCAACUUCAGUGAGAGGUUUUUUUUCUUCCUCCUGAAGUCUGUACUCUUCCUACAGUGCUUGUAAAAGUUGAACAAGCUAGGAACUAUACAUAUUUACAAGUGGUUGCUAACUUCCUAGAAUACAGUAAAAUGUAUUUUUGAGUGAAUUAUGUGACAUGGGAAAACUGUCACUUCUCCCCUUCUGAAACAAAAGCACAGUUUUCCUUGAAUUCAGAUGAAGCUACUCUAUCCUCAGCUUGACAGCAGAGGCUUUUCUAGUCCUGUGAGUUUUGCUGUGUUAAAUUUUCGCUAUGAUUUUUCCAGUUAUACCUAGUAAGUAGUUUCAUGCAGCUUUGUCAGAAUGAAACUAUUCUUCCCCAUCUCCCAGCACUUCCUGCUAUAAAUCUGCCUACUGUAGCAGUGAGAUAAACUAAAACAAAACAAAAAAGGCCAAACAAAAAGCCCGAAAUUGGCUUAUUUCCAGGCUAAAAGGAAUUACUACCUGGGCCCUCUUUCUGUAAGUGCAUAGUGUCUUCAGCAAAAGCUGGUUUACAUAAGCCAAGUUCCUAGUGCUGCAAUGCUGCACAUGCUGGAGUUGUUUUUUGUUUUGUUUUGUUUUGUUUUUUUUCCAGUUUACUCAGUUUAGCUUCUUACUUUCUGAUUGGGGAUAGCAUACUUAAGCUUUAAAUAAUUAUUUGUAAAUUUUUUUUUAAGUUUUUUUUAAGUUUCUUAUACCUGUGGACCUAGCUAAGUUUAUACUUAGGUCCCACUCCAUGAUAAAAAGGUUUCAGGCUCUUCAGUUUGGAGCAGAUGAUUAACGUGUUUGAGAUCCUGACUAAUGUACACUAUUGUGAAUGUACACCAGAAUCUCCUAAAGUCUGACCAUAAUUUUUCUAGGAUGCAGCAGAAAAAGAGGUUUUGUCUGUAAUGUUGGGACAAACGUGUCUAGAUUUGGAUCUGCUGCACUGUGUCCUGCAUUCAUCUCUUGUAGAAUGCUUUUCCGCCACACCAGUCUUUUAAACAGUAAUAACUUCUCUUUGGCUUACUAGUUAUUAGUUCUAAUUUAAAUAGCCUUAGAGUUUUUCUCAGCUGAAGGGCUUCAUCCUAGCGCAAGGGUUGGUUCCCAGCUGGUGACUGACCUCCUUCAGCACUGACCGGCGCACUUGCUUGGUCUGUGUUCAUGUUGGUCUAAGGAAAUGCAGAAAAAAUUCAGCAUAACUUUUCACAUAGCAUUGCUUGUUCACUACAAUUGUAGUGUUUAGUUUUAUGUUUAGCUGUAAUGUUUUAAUUCCUAAAUUUUUUACUUCCAUAGGUAUGGAAAUAAAGUUUUUUUUUUUAGAUAGCAAAAAGUGAUUAUUUUUCCUGUCCAGAAAGACACCGGUGUGUCAGAAGCAUCUGACAAUGAUAUAUCUGACAGGCUCCGUUGGCAGUUACUACUUCUGAUACAGUAGAACAUCUUGACAAAAUAUUUUCAGUAUGAUCUAACUUGUGGUUCAUUUUGCCUUCAUAUUACAAAGAACUGCUAAUCCUCAAUGUAAACUAUAUUUUACAUUGUUUGUUAAAAGUAGUUGUAGCAAAUAAAACUGUCAGAAUCCUCAAUGUUUGAAGAUUGAAAUAAAUUCUUAAGCUUAAAUGUGAGAAAA
Molecule: messenger RNA, 3547 nt
Organism: Columba livia (rock pigeon)
Lineage: Eukaryota; Metazoa; Chordata; Aves; Columbiformes; Columbidae
Gene: SMU1
Product: SMU1 DNA replication regulator and spliceosomal factor
Exons: 12
Coding region: 161-1702 (513 amino acids)
Biological process (GO): mRNA splicing, via spliceosome
Cellular component (GO): precatalytic spliceosome
Molecular function (GO): protein binding
Source: RefSeq, a predicted model, not a curated record